Messenger RNA from Etheostoma cragini (Arkansas darter), 830 nucleotides. Its product is annotated as dynein beta chain, ciliary-like. Bases 24 to 830 code for a protein of 268 amino acids. The record is from RefSeq and is a predicted model, not a curated record. Lineage: Eukaryota; Metazoa; Chordata; Actinopteri; Perciformes; Percidae. The transcript has 4 exons.
CUGAUGCGUUCCAGCUGGUGAAGAUGUUCGGGUUCAUCCUGGACCGCCCUCUGAUCCAGGACCAGCUGCGUCCCCACCUGCAGCGCCUGGUGGAGAUGGUUCUGGAGGAGCUGGAUCAGACGGAGCGCCUGUCCAUAAGUCAGAGGGACAAACCAGACACGUUCAGCCGGUCCCCCCCCACCGCCGCAGCUGGACUCUGCUGGAGCCGCCAGCUCCGCCUCAGAGCUGAGGACACGCUGGGACACUACACUGCUGUUCAGCACCUGUACCAGGACUCAGGGUUGUCCCAGCAGGUUCUGCUGAGGUUCCAGCAGAUUGUGGACGCCCUGCAGGACUUCGGGGACGACGUGAGGUCCGCCUGGAGCUUGCAGCUGGACUCAGACUGUGGAUUCAUCCUGGAUCAACCUCUGCUACAACACAACCAGCAAGGCAUGCUGGGAGUCAGCUGCAGCCACAAGCUGGACUCGGUGCUGAGGCAGCUCCGGUACGUGAGCAGAGAGACGGAUGUUGAGCUCCAACCGCACGCCGCUCGACUCUACACCUGCAGAGAUGACAUCACACAGAGCUACCUGGUCCUGACUCACACCAUGUCCUGUUACAACCAGGUGGUGAGUGACGCGCUGCAGGAGGAGGUUCCUCUGAUCCAGAACCAGCUGCAGGACCUGAACCGAACUCUGUCGGACCUGCAGACGACCACCUGGAGCUGUGAAGGUGACACACAGAGCACCACAAACAGAACAAAUCUUGUUUUGGGGGGGGUCAUGUUGGAGAAGGAGAACCAGGGAAUGAGUCGGGGGGGCAGAGAAUCACAAUCUGAAAUACUUUAUUGA